AGCGGGAAACUGGGCGUUUGUAUAUGUUCGGGCGGAGUUACAGGGUGAUGGGCCAGGGGAAGGGGCGAGGUCUGUGUGCUACGGCCUGUGAGGCUUGCUUCAGGGUAGGGGCGGUGGGUUGUGCAUAGACGAGUGAGGAUGUGGGCUAAGCCUGCGAAGAAAGGAGCCGUGUGUUAAGAGGGUCAAGGUGAAGAUGUGUGACCCAUUAGGCGGGAACCGAGCAGAGAGGAAGAAGUGGGCGGGGCAAUUUAAGGGGCGGUGCCUGGGUAGAGAGGGUUGGGAGGCUGCUUGAGGUACUGUGGGGCGGGGUUAGAGGUUAUAGGUCCGCUGAUAGGUUGGGUGAGUACCGUUUAAGGGGCGGGGCCUGCAAGGAUAGGGCAAAGAUGAAAGGGCGUAGCUAGCGCUGAGGAGGCAGGCUUGACAACAGCAUGUGAGACUCUCUCCCACCAGACCUAGAGUUUUCGGAAAACUGCGGGCUGGAUGAUGCUGGCAAUCACGUAAUGCACCCCUUUCAAGAGUGUCCUCCUGGACAGUGCAAUAGCAACAGCGCGGAGCUAUGUAGCCUUUGUGGCGGCGGAGCAACGGCACCCAUUCCCUCGUGGAGCCGUGGCGGAACUGGGCGGCCCUGCCGAGAGAAGCCUGUCCCUAACAAGGAGCCCUGCCCACUGACACCUGGAAAAUCGAGCAUCCUUAGCUCCCAGGAGCCCAGCUCACCAGCGAUUCCCAGUGUUUCGUGGACUUCUGAGCACAAAGCCCCUCAGCAAGCCUGGCCGAGUUUGAGUUUUGCCCUGUUCCUAGUGCUGGUUCUGCUCGUGACCUCAGCCAUAAUCCUGCUUGCCCUGCAAAGGCACCACCGUCGCCUCAACCAAGGGAAAGCAGUCCAACACCCGUAUCCUAGCUUGGUUUGCAGCGACCUUGACACCCACACCCACUUCUUGCACUCGUCCUCUCCAGCCUCCCUGGAGACUUCAGAGGCAAGGGACUCAUGGAAGGAGGUCUCUCUGUCUCCACUCCUAGGCAGGGAGAUGCCAAGCCUGGAGUCACAGCCCCUCUCUCGCCUCCUGGAUGAGCUGGAGGUGCUGGAGGAGCUGAUCCUGUUGCUGGAUCCUGAGCCUGGGCCAGGUGGGAGGAUGGCCUGUGGCACCACUCGACACCUGGCUGCAAGAUAUGGACUGCCUGCUGCCUGGUCCACUUUUGCCUACUCACUGCGGCCCAGUCGCUCACCUCUGAGGGCUCUCAUUGAGAUGGUGGUGGCGCGGGAGCCCUCUGCCUCUCUGGGCCAGCUUGGCACACACCUGGCCCAGAUAGGGAGGGCAGAUGCACUGCAGGUGCUGUCCAAACUUGGCUCAUCAGGGGCUUGCCUGGCCUAGUAUUCAAUAAAGUUUCUAUUGAAGUAA
Capra hircus (goat) is the source of this 1397-nucleotide messenger RNA. It is a transcript of the gene IGFLR1, whose product is annotated as IGF like family receptor 1. The coding region runs from base 501 to 1370 and encodes 289 amino acids. The transcript is spliced from 3 exons. Lineage: Eukaryota; Metazoa; Chordata; Mammalia; Artiodactyla; Bovidae. The record is from RefSeq and is a predicted model, not a curated record.